AUAAAUAAACAGAAUAAAACAGAGGUUGCUCUACCUGUCCGCCUGCCUCACUGCUGCUGGAGUCUCACCAGGACUGUCCUGCCACAUCCAGACUCCUCAUCAUCACCUGUGGAUUUCAUACAAACAGGUCCACUCCUUGGAGCCUCUUCAAUCUCCCUCCACCCUCAUCUCCCACUACCCCUGACCCUACAACCCCUUUGCUGUGUGAUCCUCUUUUUUUGUCCAACCACGUCUGCGGAGUGGGUGCCAGCUCCCUCCCCCAGGGGUGGGAACGAGGAGCUAGGGGAUGGACUCGACAAACCCCUGGAGAAUGAUGCAGAGGGUGUGUGGAGCCCUGACAUUGAGCAGAGCUUCCAAGAGGCCCUGGCCAUCUACCCCCCCUGCGGCCGUAGGAAGAUCAUCCUCUCUGAUGAGGGCAAGAUGUACGGACGAAAUGAAUUGAUUGCACGGUACAUCAAACUUCGCACAGGGAAGACACGGACCAGGAAGCAGGUGUCCAGUCACAUCCAGGUUCUAGCACGACGGAAAGCCAGAGAGAUCCAGGUGAAGCUGAAGGACCAGGCUGCCAAAGACAAAGCUCUGCAGAGUAUGGCCACCAUGUCCUCAGCCCAGAUCAUCUCACCCACAGCCUUCCCGAACAAGAUGGCUCUCCAGGGCCUGUCUAGACCAGCUUAUCCCACUACCGGUGGGUUUUGGCACGGGGCACUUACAGGACAGCCAGGAGGCCAUGAAGACAUUAAGCCCUUCUCCCAACAGAGUUAUGCCAUACAAGCAUCCGGCCCGGCCCCCUUAACAGGUUAUGAAAGCACCGCAGGGCUGUCUAUGUCUCCUGGUGCCCCCCCUUGGCUGGGUAGAAGUAUUGCCAGCUCCAAGCUGCGAAUGCUGGAGUUCUCUGCCUUCCUGGAGCAACCUCAAGACCCAGAGACUUUCAACAAGCACCUGUUUGUGCAUAUUGGCCAGUCUAACCCGAGCUACAGUGAUCCCUAUUUGGAGUCAGUGGACAUCAGGCAGAUCUACGACAAGUUCCCAGAGAAGAAAGGAGGCUUGAAUGAACUUUUUGACAAAGGCCCACACAAUGCUUUCUUUCUCGUCAAGUUUUGGGCGGACCUUAGUGUAAACCUGCAGGAUGACAGCAGCUUCUUUUAUGGUGUUUCCAGUCAGUAUGAGAGCUCUGAAAACAUGAUUAUCACCUCAUCCACCAAAGUCUGCUCCUUUGGCAAGCAGGUGGUGGAGAAAGUGGAGACGGAGUAUGCACGUUUUGAGAAUGGGCGCUAUGUGUUUCGGAUCCACCGUUCCCCGUUAUGUGAAUACAUGAUCAACUUCAUCCACAAACUUAAACACCUGCCAGAGAAAUACAUGAUGAACAGCGUACUGGAAAACUUCACGAUCCUACAGGUGGUGACUAACAGGGACACACUGGAGACCCUGCUGUGCAUAGCCUAUGUCUUUGAGGUGUCCACUAGUGAGCACGGUGCGCAGCAUCAUAUUUACAGGCUAGUCAAAGACUGACACAGUCACACAGUUGGAACUUAUCUGCUCUAGAACCAUUGUAGCAACUCAAUGAGCAACAACACUAAAACAAUGGACUACUUGCUCCGUGAGCUUAAAGCUGAAACUAUACAACUCAGUCAGGAGCCCAGAGAAAUACUGGCUUUGUCAACAUGCCCAGGAACACUACUACUGCUGAGGGAGAGGUGGAUUUGGGACUGUGGAAGCUGAAACAGGCUUUAGAUGAAAAGUAACAAGAAAGAAGAGGACCAUGAUACAGUAGAUACACUGUGGUCGCUAUACCAAAGGAGCCAAACCUAGCCAAGAAGACCUGCAUGAGAGAGUUGUCAGUUGUGGUGUUUCCCACUCAUUUUACUAGUGCUUGUUUUUGAUUUAGAUUCUUUUACAUGUGCAUGUGCAGGAGAUGUUUGCUACAGAGAAGCGUGGCUACUUCAGGGUGCUGCCUUGUGACUUAAAUAUGAAUUACAAUGGGAAAAAGGAACUGAAAGUAGACAAAGAAUCUCUCCUUUGCACAUCUAUAAAGUAUCACUGUUUUCUGGUGCCAAUCUUUUGUAUUAUUUGAGCAAUUAUGUACAGUGCCACAUCCAUCUCUUCUAAACAGAGUUAUGGAAAUAAGAGGCUAAGAUGAUUAUUGUAUUCACUUUGUUUGAUGUUUAAUGUUAUAUGUUCCCUGUAUUGUCUUACUGUUUUUGAUGGAAAACUAUCUGACUACACCAAAAGGCACGUAAUAACACUGCUAACUUGAAUCAGAUUUGGAUCUGUAAGCUGAUUACAAAAGUUACCUGUAACUGUUACUUGGCCUGAAGUGUCAGAUGAAAAUA
This is a messenger RNA of Monopterus albus (swamp eel), 2330 nucleotides long. It is a transcript of the gene tead4, whose product is annotated as TEA domain transcription factor 4. Lineage: Eukaryota; Metazoa; Chordata; Actinopteri; Synbranchiformes; Synbranchidae. The record is from RefSeq and is a predicted model, not a curated record. The transcript has 12 exons. Gene Ontology annotation, cellular component: transcription regulator complex. The coding region runs from base 421 to 1509 and encodes 362 amino acids. Gene Ontology annotation, molecular function: DNA-binding transcription factor activity, RNA polymerase II-specific; RNA polymerase II cis-regulatory region sequence-specific DNA binding. Gene Ontology annotation, biological process: embryonic organ development; regulation of transcription by RNA polymerase II; hippo signaling.